AUGAAGCGCAAAGCCACAUCUCCGUUCCCAUUUGAGCACCUUACCGCUUUGGCCCGAGAUCAGGUCUACAAACACCUAGAUCUUCAAUCACGCUGGGUACUUCGGCACACACGGAAGCAAAAUGCUUCUAAGCCGUUGCUCUCAACCUUUGAUGGGCUGCGCGUAAAUAAGCUGGAGAUGGUGAUCAGCGUUGGAAAGCUGAUGCUUGUGUUUUCGACACGCGAAGGCUGUUUUCUGGAAAUUGAAAUCGCAGAACCCUGCACAAUGAGGCAGGAAGGGUGUAGCCUAAGUAUCAGCGCCAGAUUCUUCCGAAAAAUGACGUUCAAUGAAAUGCAUAUGGGCCCAGAGAAAUACGCGAAAAAGUUAAAUAUGUUGACCAGAAUGAUGGAAAUAGCGGUGUUGGAAUGGAGUAAUGCUCCAUCGAGAGCCCGUCCUGUAAUCCGGAACCACUUCUUUGGCGAUGAGAAACUGGAAUUUUUGGAUCGUUGCGUCCAAAGGAAUGCAACAUGGGGUUGGACCCAUAAAGCGCUGCUCACCGAAUUUGCAGCAAAAUUUCCAGUCGAAUUUGUUGAUCAGCAAGAGAUCGUCUUCAACGUCCAAUAUCCAGGAACACCGCUUCCAUCUGAACCUGAAAUAUUGGAGCUGAUAAAUGAGAUGCGCCAUUAUCCUUAUUUCACGCUGAACCUUUACACAUCUGCUAGUGGUGACCGAAAGAAACAGAUCGAAUCCGUACGUAAACAUAUUGAGAUGGUUUUUAAGUGCCCGCCAGCUUCUGGAGAGAAGCGGAUUGUGCAAAUCUAUGCUUUCUGCUGCGUAAGGCUUGAUGUCCCAGAUUGCUUUAAAAUGAUCAGUACAAUGAUUGAGACCGAAUAUCAAGAAAGCGGCAGAGUUGAUCCACCGCCGGUUUGCAUGUCCACGGACCAUGGUACAUUCCUUGUUGCGCAUAAUUAUAAAUCAGCAUCAGAAGUUCGUCACGAGCUGCUCGUACGUCAGAUGGAAUUCCAGGAAAGGCAUGGUGAUUUACGUCAAAUUAUUUUGGAA
This is a messenger RNA of Mesorhabditis spiculigera, 1041 nucleotides long. NCBI's taxonomy places the organism in Eukaryota, Metazoa, Nematoda, Chromadorea, Rhabditida, Rhabditidae. The record is from the annotation of a GenBank genome assembly.